AUGCUGCGGCACGAGUUUGCCGUCGGCGUCUUGACCGAGUUGCACCCGGUCCUGCAGCCGACCCUGCUCGGGCUCAACACCAACUACGGCCAGAAGGUGUCGCUCCGGCUCCUCACGGACCGCCUCGACGGCACGAGGGCGUACGGCGAGGUGCGCAAGGUGCUCCUUCACGAGCUCGCGCACAACGUCCACGGCAACCACGACACCGGUUUCAAAGAGCUCAACUCGCAGCUCAACAAAGAAGUCGCCGCCUUCGAGUCGUCG
This is a messenger RNA of Rhodotorula graminis WP1, 264 nucleotides long. RefSeq lists its product as uncharacterized. Lineage: Eukaryota; Fungi; Basidiomycota; Microbotryomycetes; Sporidiobolales; Sporidiobolaceae. Gene Ontology annotation, molecular function: proteasome binding. The record is from RefSeq and is a predicted model, not a curated record. The annotation marks the transcript as partial. The transcript has 2 exons.